Erythranthe guttata (spotted monkey flower) is the source of this 967-nucleotide messenger RNA. Lineage: Eukaryota; Viridiplantae; Streptophyta; Magnoliopsida; Lamiales; Phrymaceae. The record is from RefSeq and is a predicted model, not a curated record.
GACACAUAAUAGAAAUGUUACCGGUUCUAAACGUCGUGGGGAACGCACUGGUGCUUUUGUACCCCCACGUACGAUGAUUGAGGAGGAGACAGAGACAGAGGCCGAGUAGGAGAUGGAUGCAUAUAUGCAUCCGCAGGAGUACGAGUACGAUCCACAACUACGCUUUCAGCAGAAGUAUCAGUUUCCGGUGCCGGAUUUUCCAUCCGAUGACGAUUACGAGGAUGUUCCGACUCCGACUCCGCCUCCUGUCCCGAUGGGUGGUACUUUCGGUGGUUCUAAUCCUGUCUCGAGGUCCCGCACCGCUCCGAGAAAAAAACUUCCUUCUCGACCUUGGAUGUUGACCGGUGAGACACCUGGUGGACCUAAAUACGCUCACUUGAUUCCAAGUUUUGGAGCACAUAUUGCCUACGACAUUUGGGAGGGAAAGGGUCGACAUAUGGUUAAAUUACGGUCGCACGCGAAGUGUACUUGGCCGGGCCCCGACGACGAUGAUUGUGUCUCACUAUUGGAGAGUACCGGCUUGUAUCACUUGCGUGAUUGUUCGCUGCCUCAGCACAAUAACCCACUCAUAGAGGCUUUUAUUGAGAGGUGGCAGCCGGACACCAACAGUUUUCACAUGCCAUUCGGUGAGAUGACAAUUACCCUGCACGACGUGCAUUACAUCAUGGGUUUGCGAGUUAGUGGAACUCGCCCUAACGUUUGGAUGGAUAAGGCCGACGCGAUCCAGCUUGGUGCGAGAGCUUUCGGGGUCGCACCCGAACUUAUGGAGCAGUGGUGGUAUGGUGGCGGACCCCGGUUAGAUGAUUUGGAGGUGAAGUAUGGCGACAAUUCUACAUUUCCUUCCGCGUAUCGGGUACGAGCAUAUAUCGCAUACUCCGCUCCCGAAAGUUGUUGUUCGUGGAUAAGAGUGGAUCGAAGUUGGGCAUGGCUACGCGAGCUGAGGCGGUGCAGAUUGCUGGAUGUCUGA